AUGCCUUAUGCUCCCGGAGUUUCUUACUUCAUACGAUUUUAUGAACUUGAUCCCUCGGAACAGAACCGCUGCAUCUACUUCACGCAGAAAGGUGGAAUGUGCAAAUGGAAUUGUCGCGAUGAAGACAAUCAACGUGCGGUCCUACUUCAACGGGCUAUUAUGAAUUCGUGUCUUGAAACUAUGAAUAUCGAGCUCCUCAGAGAGUACGUCCAGUGCAAUUGCUGUGUACGCGCUCGAUACCAAAAUCGCAUAGAGGAUGUGGAACUUUUGACUCCACUGGCCCAGCGGUGGCUAAAUGAGAUUCGGACACGAGCAGCUCAUUGUCUGGGCAAUGAAAUGUCUAUCUCGAGUUUACAGCAGGGUAAAACUCAUGACUAUGCUUGCAAUAUCCCAAACACCUCAAGUCCCGAUACGAGGGAUGAACUGUUUAGCGCUAACGUCUAUCUCGCGCCCGCUCCCAAAUCGCAACGUCGUCUGGCACCAAUUGAAGCAUCCUCCAUGAUUAAGAGCUCACACCCACACCCCCUUUCGAGUUCCUCAAAUACUUCCGAACUCGCCCUUCACAGCGGUGAAAACCAUCCACGAUACAAACUUCGCAUUCCCCAGACGAACAGACCUGGGGAAACGAACAUCAUACAACCCUCAUACAGUUUUCAGGUCUCCCUAUCUGAGUUUCGCCCUCACAUUGUAGAGCUUUCUCUCAGCGGCUCCGUCUACAAUAAAAUGCUUGACCCCCUUGAGGACCGUGAUUUCGACACUGGCACGGUUUAUACUUUGGACCGGGGCUCCUCCCUAGGCCAUUUAAAGAUCGGCUGGACCGCGAAAGCUGUUUCAGUUCGUUUGAAAGCCUGGUCAAAUUGUGGUUAUGAUCUGAACUUACUAUUUCACAUGGGCGGUGUUCCUUAUGCUCAACGGCUCGAAACCCUUACACAUCACGAACUGAUCAAGGAAUGGCGCCGGGAGCGGAGGUGCAAGGCACCGUGGUGUGGGAAGAGCCAUCAAGUGUGGUUUGAAAUAAAUAAAGAGAAAGCUGAACAGGUUUUGGGCGAUUGGGCAAAUUUCAUCAGCGAAGCCAAGCCAUAUGAGUCAACCGGAUGUUUGAAAACCUAUUGGAAGGAAGCGAUAGCGAAAAUUGAGCGCAAAAUGAAAGGCAUCACCGCUAAAGAACUGUUGAACUGCAACGAGUCGACUUUGAUUGACGAAUUGAGGGUAUCGAAAGAGCCGGUGCGCUUCUCGUGUGAGCCGAAGAUUGUCGAAAUGAGCAGUGAAGAUACGAGGGGGACCCGUUCGAAGAUAUCCAAACAAGGGUUGGUGUGCGUUCGUUUGCCUGAGACGGAGCAUCCCUCAUCUCCAAACCCCAUGUCCUCGCUCAAGAGUGAAUCAUCAUGCAAAGAACAUAAGAGAGAUAGAUUCAUUGAGUCAAAACCACUAAGGAAAGUCAAAUUGUCGCAUGAAGACGUUCCGACACUGGCUAUUGCCACCAUCAAAAAGGAGUUUGCACCUGAAGAUAUACCGCUACCUCCUUCCCCAAUCCCUGAAACCGCAAGCUUACAAGACCCUGCAACGGACACAACAAGCUCUACGCUGGAAACGAAGAAUGAAGUCUAA
Molecule: messenger RNA, 1608 nt
Organism: Penicillium antarcticum
Lineage: Eukaryota; Fungi; Ascomycota; Eurotiomycetes; Eurotiales; Aspergillaceae
Product: GIY-YIG nuclease family protein
Exons: 1
Coding region: 1-1608 (535 amino acids)
Source: RefSeq, a predicted model, not a curated record